AUGAUGACCUACACUCGCACAAUUCCCUUUGCCCUUUUUGCCUUGUUGGGCACAGGAUUGGCCCAAACCGUGGAUGGCCCCGAGUUCAACAAGCCUAACGCUGGUCCCCCAGGAAGCUAUUUCGCCGCUGGCUCGUCUAUCCCCGUGGCUGCCUUGAAGAGCGCUGCUGCGAAGGCUACCACUGCCGCAAAUAAAGGAACCUAUCCCAUCAGCAGCGAUAGCGGAGCUAAGAAAGUGACCAUCCACAGCGACUGGUCCAAAUUUAGCGAGGGCGCGGCAUUUGUUUGGACCGCGGAUAUGGAUGUCGACUGCGACGGCCUUGACUACAAGUGUGUGGGAAACCCCGAUGGCCUGCCGGAGACCAACUUCGGUGCUUUGGCUGCCUAUGAAGUGCCGUUCAUUGUGAUUCCCGACACGUUUGCAGGAGCCUACGAGACGGCUCUUGAGGGAAACAACAUCGGUGCGGUUAUCUGUGGUGGAAAGAUGUUCUACGGUAUCUUUGGAGACACCGAUGGCGAUGACCCCGAGGUUAUCGGCGAGGCCUCAUGGUUGAUGGCCCGUACCUGCUUCCCCGAUGAUGAUCUGAAUGGAAACAACGGCCACGUAGAGGCUGAUGUUACCUACAUCCUCUUCACUGGUGCCAACUCGAUCCUCCCCAGCAGUGCUCUCACCAAGAACUACAUCACCAACUUCACCACACUGCGCUCUAUGGGUGACAAGCUCAUGACCGCUCUUGCGAAGAACCUCAACCUGAGUGGAGGUGGUGGCUCUACCACAACCACAUUGAAGACCACAACUACCUCUAGCACCACCCCUACUGGAGGUACUUGCUCAUGGGUGGGACACUGUGCCGGUGCCUCUUGCUCCGAUGAGAAUGACUGCUCUGAUAACUUGAUUUGCAAGAGUGGAAAGUGUGCCGCUGAAUAA
This is a messenger RNA of Penicillium robsamsonii, 927 nucleotides long. RefSeq names its product glycoside hydrolase family 75 protein. The transcript has 6 exons. The record is from RefSeq and is a predicted model, not a curated record. Gene Ontology annotation, molecular function: chitosanase activity. Lineage: Eukaryota; Fungi; Ascomycota; Eurotiomycetes; Eurotiales; Aspergillaceae. Bases 1 to 927 code for a protein of 308 amino acids.